CGUUUGCCCAACCCCCCACAACACAGAAGUCACCGCCCUUCCCUCUCGCUCUCACACCAACAUGACUACCGACACCGCCGCUCCGACGAGCCGGAGCAUCACGGGAGUUGUAGUCCCGCUCGCGCUAGCCAGUUCGAGAAGGCGAGGCCUCACCAAAAUACAACUCCCAUCUCGACCCUCGCACGCCGAGCCCCGUCGUCCAAUCUGAAUAUGUGGGAGGAGCGCGUCCGCCCACAAAAGCCACAGCUAUCUCCCUGUAUCCCCCCCUUAAAAAAAUCAAUUGUGCACGAAAAAAAGGGGAACACGCUUAAAAUACCAACACAGGUGACGGUUUGUUUUCGGCGCGCGACGGACAGCGACGAGGCGUCCCCGCGUCGUGCGGCGUGAGAAACAGCGGUGACAGGCAGGAGCUGCGAGGAGGGUGUUGUCCUGAUGCUUAAAUGGAAGUGGGUGGGCCUCUACGGUCACACACUGCCAACUUCUCUGUGGAUAUCACUCUGACAAGCGCCAAUUUGCUCGUUUAUGGACUGUCUAUCCGGUAAAGGAGUCAUACGACGGAUCUGUGAGGUGUCCGGCGGACCGGGGACGGUCACCGCUCUCUCUGUUAUUUCCGUUAUUUGGGGCUGUUUGAUUGUUCCUGCGCUUGGCACCGCCCUUCCUGGCCGGUGGGUGGUUUCGUCAAACGGGCAGAUCCGCCACGGCUCAGAGCCGAACAUAUAGGCCGUCCUCCGCCUGUGUACCCGGCCGGCCUUCUACCGUGAACUACACCCUCUCCCUCUCGGUAUAUUAAUGCGUUAUGAGUGACUCGAAGAAGGAAUCAUCUGGAACUGAAGGAGGGAAAGCAUCUAAAAGGGGGAAAAGUUCUGGAUCACAGGAUUCUUCUCAGCCCUCUCCAUUGGCUCUGCUAGCAGCCACCUGCAGUAAGAUCGGAGGGCAGGGGGGAGCAGAGGGGGCACAGGCCCAAGCAGGGGCCCAGCAGAUCCAGGUCCAGGCUGGUCAGAUCCAGUUGCAGGCGGGACAGAUCCAGGGUCAAAUAGUGGUGGACACGGCUGGGGGUCAGGCCUUAGUGCCCCAGCAGCUAGAACUGGUCCCGGCACAGUUCACAGGGAACGGCUGGCAGAUCAUUACAGCAGCGCCUACUAUGGCCAAGGAGAACACCAGUCAACCUGUUGCUGUGACCGUGGCCACCACCUUGGCUAAUGACAGCUCACCUGGUGGACGUAAGGUAAAGGCAGUAGGUGGGACCAACAGUGUCGCAGCCAAUCAGCAGCAGCAAUUUCAGAUCAUCCAGGUUCAGAACCUGCCCAAUGCUGGAGCAGGAGUCCAGUAUCAGGUCAUCCCGCACUUGCAGACUGCAGAUGGACAGCAGAUCCACAUCAGCCCUCAAACAGCCUCCAUCGGGGCCGUUCCCGAGCAGGUUCAGCUCAUCCAGACUCCGAGUUCGGGCCAGACCCAAACUAUCAUUCAACCCACCAACCAGCAGGCCAUCCUGACGAGUACAGCCAAUCAGACGGUUCCACUGCAGAUCCGUCCUGCGCAGUCAUUCCCACUUCAGCUGCAGACUCUGCAAGGCUCCCAAACUCCUGUCAUGACCACAGUACCUAUAAACCUUGGUGGCAUGACCCUGGCUUUGCCUGUGAUCAAUAAUGUCGGAGGGGGUGGAGCUGUGCAGCUUAUCCAAUCAGCAGAUGGCACAUUCUCUGUUGCUAAUGGCAACCAGCUGGUGACAACAGCUGUGUCAGGGGCGGCUCCUACCACAGCUGCAGCUGGAUCAACAACAGCAGUAGCCGAAGGCGACAGCGUGCCUGAUGGGGCUCAAGUGGUUUCAGCUGGAUCAGAGGGCGUAUCAGCUGACGCCCAAGUGCAGAGCAGCGAGGCAGACUCUCAAAGCCAGAAUCAGACCAACGGGCUACAGAACCAGACAGACACACCUGGAGCCAUUCAGCAGGUGAUUGUGGGCCAAGUGGGGCACCAGUUGGUGCAGCAGAUCCAGCUGCAGCCCCAGGCUCAGAGUCAGGGUCAGGCACAGGGCCAACAGCAACCUCAGCACAUUCAGACCCUACAGCUGGCUCCAGGACAGACCCUGCAGCCCAUCCAGGCCUUCCCGAACUCUGCCCAGGUCCUUAUUCGUACCCCAACCCUAUCACCCUCUGGGCAGCUCACCUGGCAAACGCUGCAGCUACCCGGUGGAGUCUCCCUGCAGGGUGGUCUCGGGGCAGCUGUGCCACAGCAGCUGACGCUGGCUCCGGUGGCUGGUGGGACUGCAGUUGGAAGUGGGGGGCUGGUCUCUCUUAGUGGAGCUCCCUUGACGCUGAGUGCAGCCCAGAUAAACCCCGGGUCAGGUGUGCAGACGGUCAGCAUUGCAGGACUGAGCACAGCUGGGGUCCAGGUGCAGGGCGUACCUCUCACUAUUACUGGUCUACAGGGUCAACCACAGGGUCAGGAUGGGGUCAAAGUUCAGUCGUCUCCGGUGACUGUCACUGUGGGCAAUGUUGCAUCAGGCUCGUCAAUGAGUCCAGACCAGCUGAGCUCCGUGCAAAGUUCUUCAGACCAGGAGGGACCGCCCAGCAAGAGGCUUCGACGUGUUGCCUGCUCUUGUCCAAACUGCAGGGAUGGAGAGGGGAGGAACAGCGGGGAUCCCACAAAGAAAAAGCAGCACAUCUGCCACAUGGAGGGCUGUGGGAAGGUCUAUGGAAAGACAUCCCACCUACGGGCCCACCUGCGCUGGCACACCGGUGAGAGGCCGUUUGUCUGUAACUGGAUCUUCUGUGGCAAGAGGUUCACCCGGAGCGACGAGCUGCAGAGACACCGGAGAACACACACAGGAGAAAAGCGCUUUGAGUGUCCCGAAUGCUCCAAGCGCUUCAUGCGCAGCGACCACCUCUCGAAGCACAUCAAGACCCACCAGAACAAGAAGAGCAGCGCCGCGGUGGCAAUCAUCACGACCGAUGACAUGGAGGAAGACACUCCUGAGGACCUCGUCGCCUCCCCGCAGAUUGUCGCCGUAGCAACACUGUCGCGUGACUCUGACCCCGCUACGCCGACCACCUCCAAUCACCUGGAGGAAGAGGAGGAGGAAGAGGAGGAGUUUGAGUAGGCGCCUGCCUCCCGUCCCUUCGCUGGAAGGCUGGCUUCCUGUUUUUUUGGAGGUCUUUGCAAGGACUGUAAGGGGUUACUUUUCUCUUUUUUUUUUCCUUCCUUUUUUUUUUCUCAAAUUUGACCUUAUUUUGAAAGGGUUCGCUCACGAAGAGACUCUAAAGGGACGGACAGGGAUCCAUGCGAUGAAGGGAAACCUGAAAAAUAUAAACAGUCUAAAUAAAACAAAACUAACGCGUAUAAUAACAAAAGAAAGAAAUUUAGAGUGUAUCAAAGAUUAGUUUGGCAUUUAUAAAAAUUUAAUCUAUUAAUAAUUUCAGGUGUGGCGGGGAAGGGAAUGUACGCAGAUUAG
Molecule: messenger RNA, 3448 nt
Organism: Oreochromis aureus
Lineage: Eukaryota; Metazoa; Chordata; Actinopteri; Cichliformes; Cichlidae
Gene: sp4
Product: sp4 transcription factor
Exons: 7
Coding region: 797-3097 (766 amino acids)
Biological process (GO): regulation of transcription by RNA polymerase II
Molecular function (GO): RNA polymerase II cis-regulatory region sequence-specific DNA binding; DNA-binding transcription factor activity, RNA polymerase II-specific
Source: RefSeq, a predicted model, not a curated record